AUGGCCAGGAUUCUGCGCUCAGUCAUUCAGAGACCCCUGGGCAGUCUACAGCCUGUGACAAAAGGUGUGGAGUCUCUCAUUUGCACGGAGUGGAUUCUCCACAAAUUUAGCAGAUCAAGAAUUCCAGAUAAAGUGUUUCAGCCUUCGCCAGCAGAUCAUGAAAAAUAUGGUGGAGAUCCACAAAACCCUCAUAAACUGCAUAUUGUUACCAAGAUAAAAAGUACAAAAAGACGGCCAUAUUGGGAAAAAGAUACAAUAAAGAUGCUUGGAUUAGAAAAAGCACAUACUCCUCAAGUUCAUAAGAAUAUCCCUUUAGUGAAUGCAAAACUGAAAGUGGUGAAAUAUUUGAUAAGGAUCCAGCCACUGAAGUUGCCACAAGGACUCCCGACAGAGGAGGACAUGUCUGACACGUGCCUCAAGAGCACUGGGGAAUUAGUGGUGCGGUGGAAUCUAAAACCUGUGGAGCAGGAAGGAAUUAAGUCCUAAUGCCAGAGCAGCCUCAGAUUUUAGAAA
This is a messenger RNA of Echinops telfairi (small Madagascar hedgehog), 513 nucleotides long. RefSeq names its product 39S ribosomal protein L30, mitochondrial-like. Gene Ontology annotation, cellular component: mitochondrion; large ribosomal subunit. Gene Ontology annotation, molecular function: structural constituent of ribosome. The transcript has a single exon. The coding region runs from base 1 to 486 and encodes 161 amino acids. NCBI's taxonomy places the organism in Eukaryota, Metazoa, Chordata, Mammalia, Afrosoricida, Tenrecidae. The record is from RefSeq and is a predicted model, not a curated record. Gene Ontology annotation, biological process: translation.